Messenger RNA from Nothobranchius furzeri (turquoise killifish), 3090 nucleotides. It is a transcript of the gene mdm4, whose product is annotated as MDM4 regulator of p53. Gene Ontology annotation, molecular function: ubiquitin-protein transferase activity. The record is from RefSeq and is a predicted model, not a curated record. NCBI's taxonomy places the organism in Eukaryota, Metazoa, Chordata, Actinopteri, Cyprinodontiformes, Nothobranchiidae. Gene Ontology annotation, biological process: regulation of cell cycle; negative regulation of apoptotic process; protein ubiquitination. Gene Ontology annotation, cellular component: nucleus.
CGGAAGUGCUAACAAAAGUCAUCAUUUUGAGCAAUCUGAAUUUCCUUUAACUGUAGUCUUAGUAUUCUGCUUUAGCUGGAGUUGAAAACCCAACAUAUUUAUUUAUUCUGAGGCAUGGGCUCGUCAUUAAGACUACAGUGCGUGUAGAAAAAUGCAACAGUUGUGAAGAAACAACGAAGAUUUUGUUUCCCAUUUAACAAUGAACUCCCUAACGGCCCACUCAACGGCUUCAAGCUCCUCAUGCAGAACGCUGCCAGGAGAGGGAAAUCAGGUACAACCAAAAGCCCCUCUGCUGCAGAUUCUACGUGUAGCUGGAGCACAGGAGGAUGUCUUCACACUUAAAGAGGUGAUGCACUACCUGGGCCAGUACAUCAUGGGGAAGCAACUGUAUGACAAACAGAGGCAGCACAUCGUCCACUGCCAAGAUGAUCCUUUGGGAGAACUGCUAGAAGUCGAGAGCUUUUCUGUCAAAAAUCCAAGCCCAGUGUAUGAAAUGCUCAAGAAGUACUUAGUUGUGCUUGGUAGUGCUGACGCUGCGGAGAAUCUUUCUGUGCGCCGUGAAUGUGUAGAGGGAGGAGUGGAGGAUCGUGGUCAGGUUUGUGGAGGCGUGGUCAAAGCAGGAGCGGCUGCUGGCGGUGAGCGGCCUCCUCUGCAGACCCCCUCCCAGAGACGACCCCGAGAUCCAGAUGAUGAGUCCGUGGAAGGCCUGCCACGCUCAGCCUGUAAACGGCCCAAACUUGAUGUUUCCCUUGACGAGUGGGACCUCUCGGGUCUGCCCUGGUGGUUUCUGGGUAAUCUUCGGAACAACUACAGCCGUAGAAGCAAUGGUUCUACUGACAUUCACACAAACCAACUGUCUGUAUCACAGGAGGAGGACACAGCUGUGGUGUCCGACACCACAGAAGACCUCUGGUUCCUGACCGAGGGUGAGAGUGAACAGGUGAGCGUGGAAAUGAAAGAAGCCGUGCUGGAGGAAGGAAGUGUUGGGGAAGAAGGCUCUCUCGAUGAUGAUUACGGAGGAGGAAAAGAGGAGAAGGCAGAUCGAGAGAUGCAGGAGGAGCCUGAGGAAGACUCCCAGUGUCUGAGUGAUGACACGGACAUAGAGGUCUCCACUCAGGACGCAUGGCAGUGCACAGAGUGUAGAAAGUAUAACGUCCCCAUCCAGAGGUACUGUGUUCGCUGCUGGGCGCUACGGAAGAACUGGUACAAAGAUGUCCCCCGCCUCGCACACUCCCUGUCUGUUCCUGACAUCCCAGCAUGCAGCUCUCUCUCUACCCACGAUGAAGACGACGACAGUGACGCAGGCAUCGACGUCCCCGACUGCAGCAGGACAAUGUCUGAUCCGGUCAUCCUGCCCCCCUCCCAUUCCACAGCUGAGUCACCUGUGACCACCAUGGAUAUGGGGAAAGGCAAGGGGCCGCGGUCGUCUGGUUUCCACAAAUAUGACCAGCUUUCAGAAGGGGAGAGGCAGGAGAGCUCAGGCAUGGAGGUGCAAGACGAGCGAAAGGAGGAAUUACUGGAACCGUGCAAGCUGUGUCGAGUUCGAACGCGUAAUGGAACUAUAAUACACGGACGCACGGCUCACCUGCUCACAUGCUUCCCGUGUGCGAGGAGGCUGCAUAAGUUCCAGGCUCCGUGUCCGGGAUGUGGGCAGAUUAUUCAGAAAGUUAUUAAGACGUUUGUUCUUUAGAACGCACGCGGAGCUGUCGGGUUUGGACACCUUAACAGAAACACAAGUGAAACAAAGGAAGAGAUAAAACAAACAUAUUUAUGGAUGACUGAACCUAAACCUGCACCUUACUGAACAUCUACAGAAGUAAACACGUUAUAGCGCUUGGUGAAGCUUGCUUUUGAUCCAUGGUUUUCUAUUACAUCACAUUGCCUAUGAAAGGGUCUGAUGAGACUUUGGACUAGUUUGUUUUUCUAAACAUUUUUCCUCCACGUGAUAAAGAAGGGACAAGGCAGAAGUAUUUGUUUAUAAAUGUUCACAAGAAGUGAUCAGCUGGUGUGAGCUUUUAUUUAGAGUCAUGAAGGCUUUCAGUGGUUUUUCACGUUUGGUUCCUUUGGCUGGUUGUUUCCAGGGUUUGUUCACUUUGCGUGUUAAAAUCUUGGAGUUGCAUCGUUUAUAAUAAAAAUCUAUUUCCUCUAAACUGUUUUCUUCCUCCACAGACGAGCCGUAGUCCUUAUUUACAAACCGCUGGGUCACUGCGGGCAGGUAUGUAGUAUGAAAAGCUUUCUUUGGUUUUGUUGGAAAUUCUUUCAAUCUCCAAGUGUCACGAUUCAGAACGAGCUUUUGUUUUCCGCUGCUGCAGGUUUCUAAAACCAUUUCAAAGUAUCUUUUAAAUGUUUCUUUUCAGCUGAAGAAAAAGUGUUUUCAACGAACAAUCUAGCAGCUGAAGUAGUCGUGUCUUCUGAUUGCUAACCUCAUGACCCAGAUCUGUUCUGAUUGUUUUCAGUUAAAACAUCUAAAUAUAUAUUUUACACUUAAGUUAAAAAUAACAAUUUGUAUUUAAUUUAUUUAUGCUGCAGCUUCUAAGUAAGCCUCCUGAUUGGCUGCACUUGUAAUCUAGUCCUCGUGUGUGAUUUACUUACCGAUGUGGAGGGAAGUGUUAGGAGAUAGAUUUGAAGCGUUCCGCUGUGACACCUCUGAAAGGAUUUCUGUAAAUACAAGAUUUUAUUUUAAUGGUUAUAAUUAGGGUAAAAAUUGUAUUGCUGGAUCUCAUUAAUGCUUUUUGCCUGAUAUGUAAAACCUUUAUCUUCUAUUUAUAUAUUUCUUGAAAGAUUGUCUAACCUUGGCAGCAGAUAUGCAACACUUCGGUAACCGAAUGCUGUUUUCUGUUUAACGUGUGCUUUAUUCUUUUGCCAGCAGGUGGAGAAAUUUCAGCCAUAUUAGUCUGCUAAAACUCUAAUAGCAUGCCUGUUUUUACGACUAGAACCAGCACAGAGCUGCAUCAAAAGGUUCUACUAGAUCCAGACCUGCAGCUUUUACAGAUUCAGAUGUAAAACUAAAGAUUUUUGUGCAGGCUUGGUACUUUUUUGGGUUUGUUACAGUUGAAAUGUUUUGUUGAACAAUAAAAGGUUGAAAGUAAA